UUUUUUUAUUUUUUUAUUUUUUAUUUUUUUGGAUUCUGCUUAGAAAUUCGUGCUUAGGAGAGACUUGAGUACAGGCAGGCAUGGCCGACCUCUAAAAAGUCGGAGAAAGUAGCCUGUAUUUGCUCCCCACUGUGAUUAUUCGAGUCCUAAAAUCUUGAGCAUUUGGUUUGAAACCUCCAAGAAACUCUUGGGGGGGAGGGGUUUCAGUUCACUUGCUUUAAAAGGUUUUUCUUUUCUUUUCUUUUCUUUUCUUUUCUUUUCUUUUCUUUUCUUUUCUUUUCUUUUUGUUUUCAGAUUGUGGGAAUUUAGAAAUGGAUUUAGUAUUAAGCAUUGAGUAUUUUAAAAGUAUUUGUCUUCCCCUCCUGCUUCUUCAUCACCUCUACCACCACCUUCUCCUUCCUUUUUCCUCCUACUCCUUCCCUCCUUCUUCCCUCUCUCCGUUCCUCCCUCUCUCCCCCUGCCCCCCUCCCUCCCUCUUUCAAAAAGAUUGGGAAACAUUAAGCCACCAAAGCAUGUUUUCUAACUAAAUGUUGCUACCGUCACCGUGUUAACUUGCUUCCUCCACAGAGUGACACACACGUUCUGUCUUCUGCUCACUGCUUAACUGAAGUUUCAUCAAAUUUUAAAUCGCAGGGUUUAAACUCUAACAGCACUUGCUCUUCUUGCAGAUGGGGACAUUACUUUCCCCAGUAGCCAUCUAAAAAUCCCCAAAAUAAAAUUCCCUUUUAUUUUGGUGAAGGUCGCUGACUAAGACAACAACAUUUAGUAGUUUGGCUAAGACCCAGGUCCCACUUACAAACUUAAUAUAAUCUUGUAGAUUAAAAUAGGAAACAGAGCCCAUUAUUUAUUUAUUUACCUUUGGUCAUGCUGAGAGAAGCCUAAUGGAAAUUAAAUUGCCUGAUAGGAUUUAAGUAAUUGGUAGUCAUAACUUUCCCUGCAUUCCAGGCUGUAAAUUAAAACCAAUUCUGUUUAGAAGCUUUACCAAUACAUCUUCGAUGCAGCCAUAUGGGAUCGUUUUUAGUUUGACAGAGAGCUGAAAAGAUUGAUUCUGUCUUUUACAGCUCUCAAUCCUAACUCUUGCCAAAUUCCCAAAGCCUGUUUCCCAAAGUUUGUGUUUGUUGGGAGUGUCAGGUGAACCGCUGCGGGUGGGGGUUGGGGGGGGGCGCUGUGGAUGCUGUGUGUGAAUUGUUCUUCACUCAGGCAAGCAUCUCUCUUCACCUUCUCACUGGCCUUUCCUGAUACGUUCAUUCUGCACUUGCUGAGGCAAAACUGAGAAAGUGCCCUGACUCAUUGUACCCAAGACCUUAAAUCAGGGCAGACUGAAACGCAGUUCCAGCCAGGCAGCUGCCAAGCAGAGGCUGGCAUUGUGGCUUCUGAAGACUGGCUCUGAAUCGCGCCUCUGUGUCCUGGCUUCCCCGGCACUUUGCAUUUUGCCUGGCUUUCAUCCUACAUAAUAAAAGCGGUUGUUAUUUUUCUGACUGGCCUCCAGACUCUCAUUAGCUUUCACUCUGAGUACCCAGUGCACAUAAGAAAUUAGAGCCAAAGGGAGGUUCUCUCUGGCAGAGCCAAGAGUCCUGGUGAGUCUCCCAUGCGGGCAGUUAUGUGUUCCUAGGCCCCGGAGUGUCAGGUAGCUUUGCUGGUAGUGGAGGAAACUUACCUGCAGAAUAUAGCAACCAGGUGGUAAAGAGAUGGCUAGAGGAUGGGGUGAGGUCCAACAUUUGCAGAGACAAGACUUGCUUAGAAAGUCAGCUUCACUUGUUUUGGAAGCUUCAAUCCCUGGGUCCUUUGGAUUCCCCAUUUUCCUGCUCUUUUGUGUGACUUACCAUCUAUACAGCAUCCACAGAAGGGGCACUUCUCCUGGGUUGUCUGUGAGGUUGCUAGAGCCUGAUUUCUCUGGGGAGCUAAUGUGUUGAGGCUCUGCUGGGCUGAGGAGUGGUUGGGGAGCAUCAACACAGACACCCCAACAUCCCCAGCUUCUGCAGGCAGAUCACCAUAGCUCUGCCAGUGCCUGUUGAUGCCCACGCUGCCCAGUAGUACAGGCAGAAGCACAGAGCGUGCUAUUUCACUUAACCUUCACAACAAACUCUAACAGCAUUGGCUGUUCUUGCAGAUGGGAACAUUUAAGCCCAUUGUCCUGCCUAAUGAUGUUAAUGUGUCGAGGAUUCAAGAGUCUACUUGGUGCCUUGGACAAUAGAGACCCUGAGUUGAAAACCUCCACACUGCACACCCUGGACAUCAGCGUAGGGGACUCCUCAUCCUCCACAACAAUCGUCCCAUAGGUUGUGAUAUUCAGAGGCCUUUACUGCCUCGGACUAGUUAGGUGCUAUGGAAUUUUGCACUAUUGCCUACAUUAAAGAUUCCGGGUUUUUUUUUUUUUUUUUUUUGUCUGAUUGUUUUUGUUUUUGUUCUUUUGGUUUUGUUUUUAUUUGUUUUGUUUUGUUUUUAUUUUUAUUUUUAUUUUUAUUUUUUUGUUUUAAACAGGGCAGACUCCUCUCUCUGUCUCUGUCUCUGUCUCUGUCUCUGUCUCUGUCUCUCUCUGUGUGUGUCCUGUGUGUGUGUCUUAAUAGAGAUGGCACAGGCCCCAGGGAGCCCGGCAGCCUGGGCCUCUGGUCUUCCGCACACUGGUAGACGAGCGUUUGCAUGAUGGGGCGAUGCUUGCUGAGAUUCUGCCAGACAUCGAGUGGCUUCCUGGAGAAGGACUGUUAUCACAUGCGCUUGCUUCUGAGUGAGUGCACAUGCUUAAUGCUAGGACCGUGGUGUAAAUCACUGUGCCAAGCUUGAAAUAGAAGAUUUUAGACUGGUGUGGCAUGCUACAGAGCACAUAUGGAGAUCAGAGUGCAACCUUGGGUGUUAGUCCUUAUUUUCUACUUGGUUUGAAAACAGUGCCAGGACUAUCGCCGUGGCUGGCUCACGGGCGCCCUGUGCGAGGACCUGUGUGUGGGCGGGGAGCUGCUGUACCAACGCUGCCUGUAUUACGAGCGUGGUAAGAAGGUGCUGCAGGCUCAGUGGCGUGGCCGGACCGUUGUCCUCAAAUCCAAGAGGGAGGCCUUCUCCAGCUUCCCGCCCCUCACUCUGCUGGAGGAGGAAGCAGGGGCAGGUGCCCCCGGCAUCCCUGAGGCUGAGCUGCUCCUGAUGGUGGCCGGGGAGGUCAAGAACACGCUAGGCUUGGAGCUGCCCAACAACAGCAUAGCCCCGCUAUGGCCUGCCAGGCAGGGCCCUGGCUGGCGGCAACAGCUGGCCAGUGCGUGGUCACUGCUCCAACAGGAGGAAUACGUAUACUUCAGCCUGCUUCCAGAUCUGAGCCGCCACAUCCUACCGGUGCUGGGAUCCUGCGGUCACUUUUAUGCAGUGGAGUACUUGGCUGCUGGUAGCCCUCACCACAAGGCUCUCUUCCCACUGGAUGAUGCUGGCCAAGCACAGGCUAUUAGCCACAUUGCCCUCAGCUUCCUGGACAUGGUGAGCCAUUUCGACAGUGACUUUUCCCACCGGCUCCACCUCUGUGAUGUCAAACCUGAGAACUUCGCCAUCAAGAGGGACUUUACGGUGGUAGCUAUUGACGUAGACAUGGCCUUUUUUGAGCCUAAAAUGAGGGAAAUCCUUGAGCAGAACUGCACGGGAGAUGAAGAUUGCAAUUUCUUCGAUUGUUUCUCCAAGUGUGAUCUCCGAGUGCACAAGUGUGGAGCCCAGCGUGUCAACAGCAACCUGCAAGUCAUCUGUGAUAAAAUAUUCCGACACUGGUUCUCCUCAACACACAGGAGCCCGGCUGUCUCCCUCCAGCUUCGGCUGCAGCUACAGCAGGCCGUGCAGGAGUGUGCUCAGCACGGGGGCUCCUCGGGGAAUUCCUGGACAGCCUCAUCCAGUGUGUUCUGGAAGCUUCGAUGGCUCUUGCAGGCCACUCUGAAAGAACUGCAGGAGGCGGAGAAGUAGCCUCUCUCUUGCCUUUGCCAUCAAGAGUAGACAGAGGAAGCGACCUUCAAGGGACUCCUCCUGUAGUUGCUAUGCAAAUGAGCUGUCAGAGCCCGUGGCAUGCUCUUCUGAAGUGUGCAGCUGAGCUCCCCUUCUGUGGCUGUGACGUGGACCUCUCUUGCUCCUGCCCAGCUCGGUUCGAUCUGGUUUCGUGGCGACCUCCGGUCUGUCACUCCUUCCGCAGUGACCGAAGGGAGGAGUUUCACCAGAGUUGCCAGUCUGGAACCCUCUGAGGACUGUACACAGACCUUGCCACUAUAGACAAGAGGCUGCUGCUCUUCCUUGUUAGCUGCUAACAAGCUAAAGCGUGGCUGUGGGCAUACUGAUGGAUAUGUUUGCAAAUAAUUGUGUGCAUAAUGUUGCACCCAUGAGUGUAUGAGUGGGUUUGUAUAUAUGAAUGUGUAUUGUAUACACAUGAGUAUGUUGUGUGUAAAUAAGCAUGGGAUUGUGUGUAUGUAAGUGGGAUUGCACAUGUUCUCAUAAUUAUGAGUGUUCCUGUGCACGCAAGUGUGUGUGUGUGUGUGUGUGUGUGUGUGUGUGUGCACAUUCGCAUGCCCAUGACCCAGUCAUCGUGCCUGUGAAUCUGUGCUCAUGGAUGAAUCCAUGUGAAUCCACCCAGAAGUGCAUGCAUGUGUACAUCCAGAAGUGAGUAAGUGGGUGGGCACUCGGAGCCUGUAUGGAGAGGUGGCUUUUCAGUGUGUCCCUAGGAAUCUUGCCUAGCUGGCAAAGAAGUGCUAUUUUUCCCCCCUGGAAUUAAAUGCAAUAAAAUGUGUGUCCUUAGCGGCACAAUUUGCUUUGGGGAGUAUGUGGAAAGGCAGCUUUUAGUGCUUCCCAUUCUGUGGAAUUCUAGGGAGCACUUUACCAUGCAUCGACCGCAGCGCAUCUUUCUUCUGAGCUGGACCAGGUGUCUGCGGAAUGCAGUGUGUCUUGCAGCGACAGAGACAGUUUAUGUAAAGUGCUGGGGUGGCCUCUGACCACAGGCAGAACUGAGGAAGAGCUUGUCUGUGCGUACCGACUGAAGACCCAGCCGAGGGCAGCGGACACUUCUUGUGGACAUUUGAUGAUGCUCUUUUCCAAUGGCCAGCUCGCACGAAGCCAGCCAAGCUGUGCAUUGCUCCCCAACAGAGAGUGGAACCAGCAAGCCUUAUGCUUACCAUCUUGCUUCUACUCAGAACAGGGACCCCAAACUCUACAAGUCACAGGGAAGGGGACUCAAGAACAGUAGGAUGUCUCGAAGAUUGGGAAGGUGUGCUAGGGGCUUAUUAGGAGAAAAGGACAAAAUUUGGAGUUUUAAACAUGUACAGAAUGACAGAGCCUCACCUUUUCUCUUCAUAUAAGACCUUUGCAGUCCAGAGAACUGCCUCUUUAACUCCUGUGGAUGCAGUUCUCAGGGCUGUGCACACAGAUGACAUCCUCCCUACUCUGAGCAGUGGCACUAGGGGAUGGAGGCGGGUCGGAGGUCACACCAGUCCUGAAGCUGUCUAUGAUCCUGAAGGCAGGAGAUGUCUGUUUCCUGCCGCCCCCAUCCCCUCAGCCCACCUACCAGCAAUUUGCCAGAGAAGGCUGACUUUCUUAAAGGCUAUCAUCUAUCCUGUGCUGGAAGACUUGCUUUUUGUUUCUGUCCUUUGAUGGGAGCCUGCGCAGGUCACUCUGCCAGAAGUGAGCAAAAGCCCACGUAGGUGCCCAGGUCUAGGCUAGCAGGGAGAUAGCCUAGAAGGUAGGGAGAAAGCUCUGGGAUUCCUAUGAGGCUUAGCAACUUUUCUGUCUCUGCACGGGGAGUCAAAUGACUCCUUAGUAGCCCUCUGGCUACUGACCAGCCGCUGUUAGUUUUUAUUCGAUUCUAAAUGGAAACAAAUGUUUUGUUUACCAUGGAGACUGUGCAAUAUAUGAUCACCCCACACAAUAGCAUCCCUUUCUGCAUGUUUUUGGCUACACACACACACACACACACACACACACACACACACAGACUCCUUGCCUAAGGAUCUAUUUUAAGGCAGUGGUUCUUAAAUUGUGGUGAAAUUCACUUUUUAAAAAUGUUUAAACCUUUUUCAAAAUACUGCUUUUAUAUAAUAUAAUAAACAGACAUGAUGGUAUUAUCAGUAUUUAGGCUUUUGGCUUUUGUUUUUGAUGCUUGGGGCUGAGUACAGAGCCUUGAGCGAGCUAGCCUUGUGCAAGCUAGCCCAGCACCAUACCCUGAGCUAUGAACCCAGCCCCAUAUUAUUUUUUUUUCCAAGAAAAGGUCUCCCUGUGUAGCUCUGGCUGUUCUGGAACUUGCUCUGUAGACCAGGCUGGCCUCAAACUCACUGCCUCUGCCUCCUGAGUGCUGGGAUUAAAGGUAUGCACCACUACCACCUGGCCAUAUUUAAUAUUUUUAAUAUGACAACCGAGAAUGGUCAUUGCUGACCCAGCUGAGCAAUAGCCAUACUCAUGAGGAUAAAAGGGGUUUUAAUAACACUCACAACAGACAAACCAUUAACUUCAAGAGUUUUAUCCUAAUUAAAACUGGCUUUUUUCCUUUUCUUUUCUUUUUAAUCAGGGUAGAGCAAGAACAUAGUCCCUCACUAUCACAAAUUAUGCAGUUUCCUGCAUUUGGGGAAAUCAUAGGGGUCAGCACAUCCAGACUGCAAUGGGUAAGGCUCGCCCUGGGAAAACUUCCUUCAUGACCAUGAUAUCUCCUCUUCUAAAAUUGGCUUGGUUUACUGUGAAUCUUUUUGUCACAAACCAAUUUUCAAAGUUUAUCCUGGUUAGCAUUAACACGAUCUUUCGAAGAAAGGAUUCUGGACUCACAUGCCUGUUGACUUAUGGAGGACACAUAUGAACAGGUUUCCUGUUCCCUUGCACAAAUCUCACAGGCCACUUGAGUUCCGGGAUACCCGAGCUGGUCAUUGAGUGGGCAUCUUGCCCAUAUCCUAUAACAGUAUACAAACACUGCUGAUACAGACGAACUCUGGUAAAUUGAAGCACCAACGGUUCUCAGGCAGGCCUCCUCUUAGAUGUCCAGCAGGCUUGCCCCCUGAGAGGCCUACUGUGUGCUCACUCCCUUGCUCGUCCUCUUGGAGGAUCCAGAAUGCACAGUUAGGACAUUACUGCAGGUGUUGGAAGGGGGACUAUUUUACCACUGUAUCAGGAGGCUCUUCCUAGAACAGCUGGAGGUGGCAGCGUUUGGCUCAAAUGUUCUAAAACCAACAUAUAAGGAAACUCAUAUUGUCCUGACAAAUGCUACUCUGGCUCUGAGAUCUGUGAAAUUCGUGUGAGAAAGGUACCUUGGAAAGAAUAUGCAUCUCCAUAGUACACACAGACACACAGACACACAGACAGAGGUUCUCCUUACAACUGGCUUUCCUUUCUGGAUGUUUGGAGAGGCAGUCUGUGCCAGUAACGGAGGCUGAUGGAACCGGUAGUGAUUUUCAUUUGAAAAACACAUCUCUCAGGUGGGCAUGGUGGUGCACACCUGUGAUCUUAUUGCUUAGGAAGAAGAGGUAGGAAGAUUGAACAUUUGAGGUCAGCCUGAGCUACACGGUGAGUGCAAAGCCAGUUUGAGCUACACAGCAAGUUCUAAGCCACCCUGCGCUGUACAGUGAGUCCAGAAUAGCGAGAUACAUAAUCGAAUGGUGUCCUAACAAACACACAAAACCAAAAACCAAAACAAACCAAAAAUCCCUCUGGAGGUUCUCUGCCGGUGAGGGAAUGAAGAUGCCUUUGUUGCAGCCAUGUGUCCUUCUCCUUGGUUUCCUAUGCCUGGGCUGCACUCAUCUCCCACCAGGCUAUCGUUCCUUCAGCGAGACUAAUUACCUGUGAUGGCUCUUCUUGGCUGUCAACCGAAUACAUCUGGAAUUAACGAAUUCAUCUCUCGGAUUUCUUCACUGUGGGUGGAGUUAUUUUUUGGCUGCGAGGUAAUUUUCUUGAUUAAAUCAUUUAAAGUGGGAAGACUGACCUUUAAUCCAGAUCCUCUGAGCUGGGAAGAUCCACCUUUAAUCUGGACCCCACUUGCUGGCAGCCAAUAUAGAGGACAGGGAAGAGGGAAGCUUCUGCUCGCGGCCUGCUUGCCCUUGGUCUCACUGGCAAGUCCGUCCCUCCACUGGCAUUUGAGCUGACUUCUUUGGGAUUCUGGCAGAUACUGAAGACCAGCUGAGACAUCCAGCCUUGUGGACUCAACAACUACUGGACUCUUGGAUUUUCCUUUGAGGGACAACCAUCGUUGGACUAGCUGGAUCAUGGCCUGUAAGCCAGUCUAGUAAAUCUCGUAUAUAUGCAUAUAUAUAAUAUAUGUAUAGAUUAUAUAAAUAUAUGCACUCAUAUAAAUAUGUAUAUACACACAUGUAAAUAUGCGUAUAUUAUACAUGCAUGUAAACAUGUAUAUAUGUACAUACAUAUAUAGAUAGAUACAUGCAUAUAAUAUUCAUUCUAUUAGUUCUGUUCUUCUAGAGAACCGCACUAAUACACCACCCAUGAGGAUGACCUGGUGAACCUUGCUCUGGUGCUUGGUGGUGAUGUCUCUCAGCAGAAUGACAAACGCCAGUUAGAAGGUUCUCCUCCUAGGUUCCCCACCCUAGCCCAUGUGACCUCAGGGUUGGGCCCUUGAUUUCUACAGGAUGGCUCAUUUUGUCCACUCUUGGCUCUGGUCUCAGCUGUACUUUGUGUUGGAGUUUUCCUUGAUAAAGAGGCACCAGAGAGCCUGUGCAGCUAUGGUUGCUGUUUGCAAUGCAGACCUCUUCCUGCCAGCAGCAUCCAGCACUCCUGGAGGCUGCACACUCUGAGGUCACUGUGUGGGUCACAGCCAUCCUCUUCCUCAGGAUGCCCAGCAUACAGGUAUUGGUACCACUUCCUCUGGGAAGACUUACCCUUCUCAUCACAAUGAUUAAAAGUGUUGCUUUUUCUCACAUCCUUACCAACGCUGGCAAUUUAUAUAUGUAUGCUUACAAAUUAUUAGUUGAUCAUUGUUAUCUUCUGGAUAGGAAAGCCAGCCUCUAGUCUCCAGAUUUCCUUUUGUACAGUACUGGCAAGACUGAGACUUCAUAAUGGCUACAUGUCAUUUCUUUGGUUAAUAUACUUAGCCUUUUUUUUUU
This is a messenger RNA of Mus musculus (house mouse), 9035 nucleotides long. It is a transcript of the gene Dipk1c, whose product is annotated as divergent protein kinase domain 1C. NCBI's taxonomy places the organism in Eukaryota, Metazoa, Chordata, Mammalia, Rodentia, Muridae. The record is from RefSeq and is a predicted model, not a curated record. The transcript has 5 exons. Bases 3133 to 3927 code for a protein of 264 amino acids. Gene Ontology annotation, cellular component: endoplasmic reticulum membrane.